AGGAAGUGAAGCUGUUGUGAAAAGUUACCGGUAAAAUGGGUCGAGCGGAGCGGAAAGCGGAAGCCCGGGAGGAAAUCUUACGUCGGGAGAUGUCCCGGGGCCUCCGCUCGCAGGUUACCCGGAUCCUGCGGAAGCCGGCGGAUGAGAGGAGCCCCGCGGAGAAGGAGCUGCUGGGCAGCUGCCGGGAACUGGUGCGGGAGCUGGAGCGGCUCAUCCAGCUGAGGGAGAGGCAGCGGCACCGGGAGCUGGAGGUGGUUGAUGAGGCAGAGUUACUCCGUGAGAAGGUUCUGCUGUUGGCAGACGCUGUCCGGAGAGCAAAAAACUUGGUGAUCUACACCGGAGCCGGCAUCAGCACGGCAGCUGCUAUCCCAGAUUACAGGGGUCCACGUGGUGUGUGGACAUUGCUGAAUAAGGGGAAGAGUGUGAGCUCGGGGGAUCUAAGCGAAGCCCAACCAACCUUCACGCACAUGUCCAUCGCCCGGCUCCACAGUGCCGGACUGGUCCAGCAUGUGGUGUCACAAAACUGCGACGGGCUUCACUUACGCAGCGGGUUACCCCGAGCAGCAACCUCCGAGGUGCACGGGAACAUGUACAUAGAGGUGUGCACUUCCUGCUCCCCGGAUAGAGAGUACGUGCGAUUGUUUGAUGUGACGGAGCGCACGGCUCUCCAUAAGCAUGGUACCGGCCGCUUCUGCCACAAAUGCGGAGGGGAGCUCCGCGACUCCAUCGUGCACUUUGGAGAACGGGGCAAACUGCCGCAGCCGCUGAACUGGGCAGGGGCAACGGAAGCCGCGGAACGGGCUGACGUCAUUCUGUGUCUGGGCUCGAGUCUGAAGGUACUGAAGAAAUAUCGCUGCCUGUGGGGUAUGAACAAACCGCUGGCAAAGCGCCCCAAGCUCUACAUCGUGAAUUUACAGUGGACGCCCAAAGACUCCAUGGCUACCUUGAAGCUUAAUGGGAAGUGUGAUGAAGUCAUGCAGCUCGUGAUGAAUGAGUUGAACCUGGAUGUUCCGGAAUAUGACAGGUCUCUGGAUCCGAUCUUUUCGACGGCGGUACCUCUACGCCCCGGGGAAGAAGGCAGCCACAGUCGCCGACCAAUAAUGCCUGUUCUACAUGAGAAGGACCCUCUGUUACAGACCUCUACACCUUCCAAGGAGCCUCUGAACGGGGGCUGGUUUGGUAAAGGAUGCACCAAGGGGAGGAAGAAGAAAAGAUGAUAAUGGGACUCUUAAAUCUGCACAUUAUGGACAUUUGUUCCUUUUUUUUUUUACCGAAAAUGUAUUAUUUAAAGUGUUUGGGUUGAAAGGGGGCUGGUGCCUCUUUGUAAUGUCUGCCCACAGUAAAGAUGGCUGCUCUGUUGUUUUGUA
Messenger RNA from Spea bombifrons (plains spadefoot toad), 1367 nucleotides. It is a transcript of the gene SIRT7, whose product is annotated as sirtuin 7. The record is from RefSeq and is a predicted model, not a curated record. The transcript has 10 exons. Bases 36 to 1217 code for a protein of 393 amino acids. Lineage: Eukaryota; Metazoa; Chordata; Amphibia; Anura; Pelobatidae. Gene Ontology annotation, molecular function: NAD+ binding.